GUAUAUCUUAUCGAUAAGUCCGCGGUUUACACUGGUCGCCUUCGCGUUGGAAUUUCGGAAUUUAGCUAAAUUUAUAUAUCUGUUCCACUCCCAGCCACAUCCAAGAGCCACCCAGCGUACGACCCAUUGCAUCCUGUGCCCAGCAAGAGUUUAAUUUUCGGGAUUCGGAGCCAGACAGCUCGGACAGAAAGCGUAAAUCAGCAUGUCGUCCGGCUCUACAUUACAGAAGGCCAUCGAUCUGGUGACCAAGGCCACCGAGGAGGAUCGCAACAAGAACUAUGCCGAGGCACUGCGCCUCUAUGAGCAUGGCGUGGAGUACUUUCUGCAUACGAUUAAGUACGAGGCACAGGGCGAGAAGGCCAAGGACUCGAUCAGAGUCAAGUGUCUGCAGUAUUUGGAUCGGGCCGAAAAGCUCAAGGAGUACCUAAAGAAGGGCAAGAAGAAACCGAUCAAGGAGGGCGACGAGUCCAGCUCCAAGGACGACAAGGACAAGAAGAGCGACAGCGAUGACGAGGACGAUGACCCGGAGAAAAAGAAGCUACAGGCCAAGCUGGAGGGGGCGAUUGUCAUCGAGAAGCCUCACGUGCAGUGGUCAGAUGUGGCCGGCCUGGAUGCUGCCAAGGAGGCCCUCAAAGAGGCCGUCAUCUUGCCCAUCAAAUUCCCACAGCUAUUCACCGGCAAGCGCAUACCCUGGAAGGGGAUCCUCCUGUUCGGCCCACCCGGUACGGGCAAGUCCUACCUGGCCAAGGCAGUCGCCACCGAGGCCAACCGGUCCACAUUCUUCUCAGUGUCUAGCUCCGAUCUGAUGUCCAAAUGGCUGGGCGAGUCCGAGAAGCUGGUCAAGAAUCUCUUUGAGCUGGCCCGCCAGCACAAGCCAUCGAUCAUAUUCAUCGACGAGAUCGAUUCCAUGUGCUCAGCCCGUUCCGACAACGAGAACGACAGUGUGCGUCGCAUCAAGACCGAGUUCCUGGUGCAGAUGCAGGGCGUCGGCAACGACACUGACGGCAUCCUGGUCCUGGGCGCCACCAAUAUACCCUGGGUCCUUGACUCUGCCAUCCGGCGACGAUUCGAGAAGCGCAUCUACAUUCCGCUGCCGGAGGCCCAUGCUCGCCUUGUCAUGUUCAAGAUACACUUGGGCAACACCACACACGUCCUCACUGAGCAGGAUCUCAAGGAACUGGCUGGCAAAACCGAGGGAUACUCUGGCGCGGAUAUAUCGAUUGUUGUGCGCGAUGCACUGAUGGAGCCUGUGCGAAAGGUCCAAAUGGCCACGCACUUUAAAAAGGUGACGGGACCCAGUCCCACGAAUAAGGACGAGACUGUCGAUGAUCUGCUUAUCCCAUGCUCUCCAGGCGAUGCGGGUGCCGUCGAGAUGAACUGGAUGGAUGUGCCCAGCGACAAGCUCUUCGAACCGGCCGUGACCAUGCGCGACAUGCUAAAGUCGUUGUCCCGCACGAAACCCACAGUCAACGAUGAUGACCUGAAGAAGCUCCGCAAAUUCACAGAGGACUUUGGGCAGGAGGGCUAGGCCACCAGCCCAGACCCCGCCAGCACUCCAGCACCACCAGCUAAUUCUAAUUGUUGCCUAUUGCAUAAAUUCAAACACAUUUUCUUCGGGCUCUCCAUUACCUACCUUUUUUUUUACAUACAUAUAUAUACGAUAUAUACCAUACGCGAAGGAUAUAUGUAUGGUUAAGCUAAAAUUAAAAUUUCAAUGCGAUUGCAAGAGAAAGAAAGAGAAGGAAGGAGAAAGAAAGAGAAAGAAAUGCAGACUAGCAGAGCAAAAGUAGGAAGAAAGAGAUGGCUAGCACCAGAAGCAGCCUGAUGUUGUUGUAAUCACAAAGUCAAUGUAUUUUUGUACUCGUAAUGUUAAGCAAUAGAAGAGAUCCAAUCCCCCAUGUACACGACGAUAGUACGUGUGUCUGAGCCACCAGACAGUGUGUGUGUGUUCGUUCUAUCGCAAUUAUGCCCGUAUAUGCUAGUAGGAUCCAUGGAGAGCUAUGUACGGACGUAUGUAUAGCCGCACCAGAUCGGAUCAGCAGCCAACCAAUUCAACCAACCAAGCAAACACCUAAUUCAAAAUGUAACGUAUAAAAAAUAAACUAAAACUGUAUACUGUACCAAUGGCACAGAUUUAGGAACGCAA
Drosophila pseudoobscura is the source of this 2146-nucleotide messenger RNA. It is a transcript of the gene Vps4, whose product is annotated as vacuolar protein sorting 4. NCBI's taxonomy places the organism in Eukaryota, Metazoa, Arthropoda, Insecta, Diptera, Drosophilidae. Bases 203 to 1528 code for a protein of 441 amino acids. Gene Ontology annotation, molecular function: ATP binding; ATP hydrolysis activity. Gene Ontology annotation, biological process: vacuole organization; endosomal transport. The record is from RefSeq and is a predicted model, not a curated record. The transcript is spliced from 5 exons.